GUUGGGCAGUGAGUUUCUGAAGUUGCUGUUGUUCCUCUCUCUCUCUUUGAAUGAACUUCACCCCAGACUGCAACUCUGCCCAACAUCUACUAUCUGAAGAGGGAAGUUUCAAAAUCAACAACUUAUGCUUGACUCUCCUGCUCCUUGGAUGCUGCCUUACCUGCUGUGUUUUUCCAGCACGACACUUUUCGACUCUGAUCUCCAGCAUCUGCGGUCGUCAUUUUCACAUCAAUUUCUGACAGUCACUCAAUCCAUCGGGACAGCAACGAUUUUUGACUAUGAUUCUGUGAGAAGGAGCAAUGCUUUUUGGUUCCUGUUUCAUAACAUUUCCUGCAUCAGUGGGACUGGAUGAGAGACCCUACUGUUGCAGUGCACCGAGUGUGGAGCCAGAAACAGUUAUACGGCCUGGAAAGAGGAAUUCACACUGGGGAGGGGCUGCACACAUGUUUGUGUGUGGCUGAAGCUUCAGCCAUGGAGAAACCCGAGGAAUCCUGCCCCAUGGAGAAACCGUGGAAGUGUGGUGACUGUGGGAAAUGCUUCAGUUUCCUGUCUGCCCUGGAGACUCAUCGGCGCAGCCACACCGGGGAGAGGCCGUUCUCCUGCCCCGAGUGCGGGAAGGGUUUUACCCGCUCCUCCAACCUGAUGGCCCAUUGUGGGUCCACACAGCGAGGAGUCCGUUCUCCUGCCCCGAGUGUGAGAAGAGCUUUGCCCAGGCCUCUACCCUCAUGGCCCACCGGCGGGUCCACACUGCGGUGAGAUCCUUCCCCUGCCCUCAGUGCGGGAAGGCCUUCAGCAAAUCCUCCAACCUGCUGACCCACCGGUGGCUCCGCACUGGGGAGAGGCCCUUCAGCUGCCCUGAGUGUGGGAAGGCCUUCAGCAAUUCACCCGCCCUGCUGAGGCACCAGUGGAUCCACACCGGGGAGAGGCCAUUCUCCUGCCCUGAGUGUGGGAAGAACUUUACCCGCUCCUCCCACCUGCUGACCCACCGGCGGGUCCACACGGGGGAGAGGCCCUUCAGCUGCCCUGAGUGUGGGAAGUCCUUCGAUAAUUCCUCUGCCCUGCUGAGGCACCAGCACGUCCACACGGGGGAGAGGCUGUUCCCCUGCCCUGAGUGUGAGAAGGGCUUUAAACGCUCCUCUGACGUGCUGGACCACCAGCGGGUCCACACGGGGGAGAGACCGUUCAGCUGCCCUGAGUGCGGGAAGGGCUUUACUCAGGACUCCAACCUGCUGAGGCACCAGCAGGUCCACACUGGGGAGAGGCCACUUGCCUGCCCCAAGUGCAGGCGGAGGUUCAUGUCGUCCAGUAACUUGCAGAGACACCAAAGGGGGCACCAGCAGAUUCCGUCGUGA
Molecule: messenger RNA, 1352 nt
Organism: Hemiscyllium ocellatum (epaulette shark)
Lineage: Eukaryota; Metazoa; Chordata; Chondrichthyes; Orectolobiformes; Hemiscylliidae
Product: gastrula zinc finger protein XlCGF49.1-like
Exons: 2
Coding region: 534-1352 (272 amino acids)
Biological process (GO): regulation of transcription by RNA polymerase II
Molecular function (GO): DNA-binding transcription factor activity; RNA polymerase II cis-regulatory region sequence-specific DNA binding
Source: RefSeq, a predicted model, not a curated record